AUUUGCUGUGCAGGGGUGACACGUAGCCCCUCUUGAGGUUCCUCAGUGCACAGUGGUCAGUGUUCGACUGCCCUAAGGAUUAAAAGUUACACCCUGACAGCGAUAGCAAGGCCGGGGUGUCAUUGCCGGCAUCAGUGAGAUGCCUUCUUCUUCACAAUCCUCGAUGGAGCAUGAAGAGGCGAAGUUAGCAUGCUGCUAACCCUAACCAUCAUUGCACCCGUACCUGUAGUUCAGCUCCCCGAACCUGUCGAUGCCCAGAGGUUUUGAGUGCAGGAAGUCUGCACAGCAGCGAUGGCACGGAAAGGUAAUGUGAAUGGCGGCUUUGAGGGCGACCCCGAAACUGGGACAGCUCGCCCCGCCGCCGUGAACAGGGUGAACAGGCGGCAGGCUGCUGCCUCUUACGGCGGCAGAACCAGUGGUGGUUUCCUGGGGACGGAGGUGACAGGCGAGUCUAUUCCAGUCACCCUGUUCGUGGCGGGGAGCGUCGCCGCGAAAAACCCCCACGCAGGGAAAGAAGUAGCGACCCAGACUGACAGUUCCCCUGCCACCGUCACCUCCUGGAGGAUUUUAAGAACACAACCCGGUGAUGACACAGACGCCGCCUCCCGUGGGUCUGUCUCUUCAGACUACGUGGUGAUGGAGACGCGCGCCUUGGGGUACCAUGUCUCUGCGCAGACACAGGAUGCACACCUGUUCCGGUACAGCGAGGAGCAGGUGCUGGAGAUGGUGAUAGCCUGGCAGAUGAUCACGCUCUUCAUCCCCACCACCUGGUACCUGCUGCUGUACGUCGCCGACCAGGUGUCCAGCGUGGUGGUGGCCGCGAACCUGUGCCUGGCAGGGGAGGAGUGGUGGUGCGGUCUCAGCAUCACUUUCCUGGUGCUGCCCAGCCUCGUCAUCAAUGCCUACGCGUAUGAACAAUUGGUGCACCCUGACAUAGCCACCGUGGCGCCUGUCAACAAGUGGCUGGCCAGGGGCCUAUUCCUUCUGCAGGUGGCGCCUCACUACCUCAUCGGCAGAAAGGUUCUAUGGUGCUUCCGAGCGUGGCGAGCGGAGAGCUGGCCAUCUAAGAGGCCGCCCUCCACGCCGCCCACCGCCAGGAUCUCUCGGCAAGACCCCGCAGGAGCUGUGGGACCAGGCAAAGGAGGAAACUGAAUCGUCCACAACUAAAUGGUUUCACUCGCUCCUGGAGUCUGUGCCCCAGCUAAGUGUGCAAUCUUACAUUCUGAUGGUCUUGCUCAGCCCUGACGAGGUCAACGCACUCUGAAGGGAUAGUGAUGAACACUGGCUUGGUGGUGAGUGUGAUAGUGAGCCUCACGUCUGCAUCAUCUGGGCUGGCGUCGGUGGUGAGUGAGAGAGCCUGGGAGAGAGUGGCUGCCUCAUUGGCCAUCUUCUUUACUCUUGGCUCGCGUGUGAUGGUGUGUAGCGGCGUUGGUACAAUCCACCCAGCGCUUUGGUUCGCCCCUGUCGCCGCAGCAACCUUCCUGGGAUUCGUGACCAAGUUAGCAGAGUCCACCGAGCAGACGUACCGCGCCAUACUAGCCAAGGCCCAUAAAUAUCUAUUCAACGGGUUCGUGAUGGCUGUGGUGUGCCCGCCCUUUGAUACUGUGGGACUGUUCUGCUCAGCUCCCUAUGUACUAGCAGGUCUCUGCUUCCUUACUCUAAGACCUGAUACCUUUGCUAACAUUGCAGUCUUCAUAAUGAGCAUCGUCGGGCAAGUUGUGUGGCUCGCUGUCGGCUUCUUCGUUACGGGAGAUAAGUAACAGCUAGGCUCGUAUCUAGAAACGCUUUGUUCUUUAACCAGGACUGUUUCCAUAGGCCGCAGAGAUGAUUAUUCGGGUUCUGCUAUAGAUAAUAUAGAAUCCUAUAGAUAAUAUAGAAUCGAUGUUAAGAAAUCACUGUGAUCAUGAAAGCACACUUAGAAAUCUCCAUUUCUACAAGAGGCUGUUCAAGGCAGUCGAGGCUUUAGUGCCGAAAUGUUUGAGAGUAUGGUUCUGAAUCCUUCCACUAAAGUUCUGGUGUUUCCCCUUCAGCUUUCUUCUCUUGACAUGGUCUCUCACUUCAUGCAGGAAAGAUGUUUGACAACUCUCCUCCAACCAGCUGGCUGUGUUGUACAUGGCUGCACAUGUUCCUGUGAAGGCUGUUUUUCUGUCAGAUCCUCCUUCAUACUCGUAAAGUCCUUCCUCUCCAGCCCCGCACCUCCGUCUCAUAUGUUUGAUCUUGUAAAAAAACUGGAGUGGUUUCCUCCAACAUCUUCAUCUUUCCAUGUCAUUCUUUAUUAAUGUUUUUUUUUUUUUUUUAGCUCAGUCGGAUGCUUCUGUGCGUCCACGUGAGCAAUCAAAUAAUAGUGAUACCUCAUU
Scylla paramamosain (green mud crab) is the source of this 2357-nucleotide messenger RNA. RefSeq lists its product as uncharacterized. The record is from RefSeq and is a predicted model, not a curated record. The transcript has 6 exons. NCBI's taxonomy places the organism in Eukaryota, Metazoa, Arthropoda, Malacostraca, Decapoda, Portunidae. Gene Ontology annotation, cellular component: membrane. The coding region runs from base 292 to 1152 and encodes 286 amino acids.